AAUUAGAAAACAAUGACCACAAAGCAAGAAUUUUUUUCCAAGUUAAGCCAAGCCACUGUGCUGGCCUGAGGCAUCUUUUCCAUAUGACAAUUUUUUUUCUUCCCGAUCUAACCAUUUGAAAUGCUGGAAAAUUAAAUUUACAUAAAUAAGUCGUCCGAGGGGCUGGUGGCCUUGCCGGGGCCGACCUAUGAUAAAGGUCAGAUACAUCAAAUUAGAGGGAAUUAAUAUGAUCACAACUCUUCCAAAGAGAUCGAUGAAGCCCAAAGCAAGAGCUCGUGAGCUUCCCUUCGGAAGACCUCCCAAGGUUGUUCUUGUUGUGACCACCUCCCUCAUCCUCAUCACCCUCAUCUCCAUUUACCACCCUUUCGAAUAUCAGCAGCCCGAUUACCAGUCGCCGGAAAUUUCUAGUCACAAUCCUCCUCCUCCUCCUUCUCCUCCUCCUCCUCCUCCAGUCACGCAAGUCACCGUUAGAGACAAAAAUGUUGUUGAUCCUGUUGUGGUUGAUACGGAUACGACCGGUGCUAAUAAUAAAGAGUGCGACAUAUUCUCGGGGGAGUGGGUACCAGACCCAAGCGCGCCGUACUACACGAAUGAGACUUGCAUGGCGAUCCACGAGCACCAGAACUGCAUGAAGUACGGGCGGCCCGACUCCGGAUUCAUGAAGUGGAGGUGGAAGCCGUUUGGGUGUGAGCUCCUGCUAUUCAAACCGACCCAAUUCUUGAAGAUUGUAAGAGGGAAGUCCAUGGCCUUUGUUGGAGACUCCCUCGCAAGGAACCAUGUGCAGUCUCUCAUUUGCUUACUGUCCAGGGUGGAGUACCCUAAGGACAUUUCAUACACAUCGGACGAGCGCUUUAAACGGUGGAAUUAUGUGACGCACAACUUCACGCUCGCGAUGUUCACCUCUCCGCACUUGGUGAAAGCAAAUCAAUCGGACCCAGACGGUCCAGCUCACUCAGGAAUCUUUAAUCUCUACCUGGACGAGGCCGAUGAGCAGUGGAUAACCCAGGUAGACGAACUCGACUACCUGAUCAUCUCAGGAGGGCACUGGUUCUUCCGUUCGCUCAUCUUCUACGAGAAACAACGACGAGUCGGCUGCCAUUUAUGCCAGCUCAAGAACGUACCAUACCUCUCGAACUUUCAUGGCUUCAGAAAGGCACUUGGGACCGUUUUCGGUGCCAUUAACAGUAGGAAGAAUUACAAGGGAAUAACCUAUCUCAGGACUCUCUCGCCAUCACACUUCGAAGGCGGACUGUGGAAUGCUGGAGGGGACUGUGUGAGAACAAAGCCGUCUUCUCGCAAUGAGACAACUCUAGGCGGCGAAGAGACGGAGCUGUAUGCGAUCCAAAAGGAAGAAUUCCGAAAGGCCAAGGCAGAAGGGAGGAAGAGGGGGCUGAAGUACAGGUUACUUGAUACAACUCAGGCUUUGCUUCUGAGGCCCGACGGGCACCCGAGCAAGUACGGGCAUCCGCCUAAUGAGAAGUGGUAUAAUGACUGUGUUCACUGGUGCCUGCCAGGGCCGGUCGAUGCUUGGAGCAAUUUCUUGCUGGAGAUGAUGAAGAUAGAGGGUCGGAUAUCGAGGGAGGAGAAGUGAGCCCUAGUGGCGACAUAGUUUUGAUUCAGUAGAUGUUUAUACAUAUAUAUAUCCAUGCGGGCUUACCGUUUCGUACCUGUCAUAUCUUCGAAUUCGAUUGGUAUAUUCAUUGUGUGGGCGAUGCUAAUUGAGGUCGAUAAUUCCACAUGUUCCUCCGGAAAUGAGAUGAGAUUCAUAUAUAUAAAAGUUUGAUCAUAAGAAAAGGGAUCGAUUUCUUU
This is a messenger RNA of Punica granatum (pomegranate), 1809 nucleotides long. The record is from RefSeq and is a predicted model, not a curated record. NCBI's taxonomy places the organism in Eukaryota, Viridiplantae, Streptophyta, Magnoliopsida, Myrtales, Lythraceae.